AUGGCGCUGAUCGCGUUAUCGAUCCAAGCGAUCGUGAUCUAUCGGCAACGUCACAAACGUUCGCGAGUGAAUGCGACAAUACCGAAACGCGGUAUUGUCUUCGAGGAUUUCGACUACAAAGAUUGGGAUGCGUCGUUGGUGAACGCGUGCAAAUUCGCAUUUAAUUACACAUUCUAUCGAUUCGGUUUGGAGAUAUCGAUGAUAAUGAUGGCCGUGGUGGCUUGGGUUCGUAUGGACCUGAUCGGUACGUUGACGUUGAUCUGGCUGAUCGUGUUCGUGUGCAUCAGUCGUAACGCGAGCCGACGCAUCUGGCCACUGUUCCUGAUCUACUUGGCCGUGCUGCUACCGUUGCAGUACCAGUUUUGUAGUAAACAAGUUGCAGAGUACCCGUGGAGUCACUGGUUAUCGAAUAGUAUUCAGAAUGAGAAUUUCGUGUUGUGGUUAGAUUUGGCCAGUUACCGUAUACAUCCGAACCCGUACAAUACGAUCGCCGAUUUCUUUUUAUUGCUGAUUGUGUCGUGUCAGCAAUACGCGUUUUACGCGGAAUAUCAUAACUUUUAUUCAAUUGGUGAUAACGAAUCAGUUUAUAAAACGAAAGAUUAUAAUAUUGCUGCGAACAAUCCGCAUUAUGAUUUUAUUACACAUCAGAGGAGUUUUGUGGAUGUGUUGAAAUUGGCCAUCUUCAACUAUGGCCACUGGGCAACAUUAGUGAUGGUAUUAAUAGCGGGCUUGGGAGGGGUAUCGUUGUUCGCGUUGGGUUAUAUUGUGCUGGCGUUCUGGUUGUUGUGGCAGGGCAACGCGUUGUACAUCAGAAAGAGAUACGAGGUGACACUGAGACGAUGGAAGAUACUGCUCAUCUAUAUCGUGCUCACGAUGUUCUGCAAGGUGAUAUUACAGGUGGUUGGAUGCGCAUUCAUACAUCUAUUGAAAGAGUAUCAUUUAUGUUAUAUACGGCAGUUGUUUAGUAUCGUUUGCGUGAAUAAGGCAUUGGAUGGUACUGAGAACUACUAUUUUGAUGGACGUUGGUUUUUGAUUAUUUAUUUUUUAUUAUGA
Anisakis simplex (herring worm) is the source of this 1053-nucleotide messenger RNA. NCBI's taxonomy places the organism in Eukaryota, Metazoa, Nematoda, Chromadorea, Rhabditida, Anisakidae. The record is from the annotation of a GenBank genome assembly.